AUGGCGUCUCAAGUGCAUUUUCUAGAUAUAAAGGGUAAGUCUCUCUUAUCCCGAGACUACAAGGGAGACAUCCCAGCAAACGCUAUAGAUCAAUUUCCACUUUUACUCCUUGAUUUGGAUAAUGAAGAUGAAUCCAAUUAUCGGCCUUUUGUCAACAGCAACGGCAUCAACUACGUCUAUAUAAACCACAACAAUUUGUACGUUUGUGCUCUUACGAGAAAGAAUGAAAAUGUCAUGGCAUUGGUGGUGUUCCUCCUGAAACUCAUAGAGGUUUUGACUCUGUAUUUCAAGAGUUUGGAGGAGGAAUCAAUCAGGGAUAAUUUUGUCAUUAUUUACGAAUUGCUCGAUGAAGUUAUGGACUAUGGAAUUCCUCAAACCACUGACACAAAAAUACUCAAGGAGUACAUUACCCAGGACUAUUACAGAUUGAUCAGAAAUACGCCUCUGCGGGUUGUUCAGCCACCCAAUGCUGUCACCAACGCGGUGUCGUGGAGAAAAGAAGGCAUAUUUUACAAGAAAAACGAGGCGUUUUUGGAUGUGGUGGAAUCCAUCAAUAUGUUAAUAAAUGCCCAAGGACAGGUGUUGAAUAGUGAGAUCUUGGGUGAAAUCAAGAUUAAAUCGCACCUUAGUGGCAUGCCCGAUUUGCGAUUGGGAUUAAAUGAUAAGGGAAUUUUUUCGGCCGAUUCUUCGAGUGAAUCGACAAACAGUAAAGGCAUUGAAAUGGAAGAUAUCAAGUUCCAUCAGUGUGUUCGGUUGUCCAAGUUUGAAAACGAACGUAUAAUCACGUUCAUUCCUCCCGAUGGGGAAUUCACCCUCAUGUCUUACAGAUUGUCUCUGGCGCAAUUUUUGAUGAAGCCUCUCAUUUUGAUAACUUGCAAGACCAAAGUGCAUAAACACUCGAGAAUAGAAAUAAUGUGUUCUGCUCGGGCGCAGAUCAAGAAAAAAUCCACCGCUAAUAACGUGGAAAUCGUCAUUCCAAUUCCUGAAGAUGCUGAUACCCCAAAAUUUGUUCCUGAAUACGGAACUGUCAAAUGGUACCCUGAAAAAUCAUGCAUAAUAUGGAAGUUGCGAACUUUCCCAGGAGGCAAACAGUUCCAUAUGAGAGCAGAAUUGGGAUUGCCAGCGGUGGUUGAUCCUGAAGAAUUGGCUACUAUGAGACGCCCAAUCAAGGCCAAAUUCUCUAUACCGUACUUUACCACUAGUGGUAUACAAGUUCGUUAUUUGAGAAUCAACGAGCCAAAAUUACAGUACCAGUCAUACCCUUGGGUGCGCUAUAUAACCCAGUCUGGUGAUGACUACACGGUAAGAACGAGUUAG
Messenger RNA from Meyerozyma guilliermondii ATCC 6260, 1317 nucleotides. It is a transcript of the gene APM1, whose product is annotated as Apm1p. The record is from RefSeq and is a predicted model, not a curated record. Gene Ontology annotation, biological process: vesicle-mediated transport; intracellular protein transport. Gene Ontology annotation, molecular function: clathrin-cargo adaptor activity. NCBI's taxonomy places the organism in Eukaryota, Fungi, Ascomycota, Pichiomycetes, Serinales, Debaryomycetaceae. The transcript has a single exon. Bases 1 to 1317 code for a protein of 438 amino acids. Gene Ontology annotation, cellular component: clathrin adaptor complex; clathrin-coated vesicle.